GGUGAACUGUGAACCUCUGUGUGCAAGGCAUAUGAUAAUACAAGCCUUGCCAUAUUAAUCAUACUGAUGUGUCCAUAAUUCCGUUUGCAUAUUGGACUCCACACCUAAACUACAUGACGUUUGGUGACUGAAUUGAAGAUAGAUCUCAGGCAGGUUCCUGUCAACGCCACCAGUGGGACUUGUGAGCUUCCAGCUUUAAUGCGGUGCAGUACCAGGUGGAUCGCAAGAUGACGGACGAGGUGAUCGUGGUGGCCAAGUUUGACUACAUGGCGCAGCAGGAUCAGGAGCUGGACAUCAAGAAGAACGAGCGGCUCUGGCUGCUGGACGACUCCAAGUCCUGGUGGCGCGUCCGCAACGCCACCAACAAGACCGGCUUCGUGCCCUCCAACUACGUGGAGCGCAAGAACAGCGCCAGGAAAGCCUCCAUCGUCAAGAACCUUAAAGACACACUAGGUAUCGGCAAGGUGAAGCGGAAAGCAGGCAUGCGGGGCGACGCGGCGUCAGGCGCGGAGGCGGACGGCUACGGCGACGGCAGCGGGGGCGAGCGGCUGUACGACCUCAACCUUCCGGCGCUCGUCAAGUUCAGCUACGCGGCGGAGCGCGAGGACGAGCUCUCGCUGACGAAGGGCACGCGCGUCAUCGUCAUGGAGAAAUGCAGCGACGGCUGGUGGCGCGGCAGCUACGCGGGCCGCUCGGGCUGGUUCCCCUCCAACUACGUCACGGAGGACAUGGACGGUAGCGCCUCGUUGGCCGCUAGCGGACCCGGUGACCACGCCCCCUCGCUCUCCGAGAAGCUCGCCGCCGCCGUGCACGGAGCCUCGAUCACGUCGUCGAGCGCCGGGGGCUACGCGGCUAACGGUAACGGUAGACACGCCGGCGCCGGGGUCCUGCACACGGUCCAGGCGCUUUACCCGUUCAGCUCGACCAAUGAGGAGGAGCUGCGGUUCGAGAAGGGAGAGCUGAUGGAGGUGAUCGAGAAGCCCGAGAACGACCCUGAGUGGUGGAAGUGCCGCAAGGCGGACGGGCAGGUGGGGCUGGUGCCCAAGAACUACGUCAACGUGCUGAGCGACGCGGCGGCAGUGGUGGCGUCGACGGCGGCCUGCGUGGGACCCCCGACCCCCGACUGCGACUACGUGCAGCCGUCGAGCAGCGGGCGCUUCGCGGGCACGCUGUGGUACUACGGCAAGGUCACGCGGCACCAGGCGGAGGUGGCGCUCAACCAGAGGGGCAGCGAGGGCGACUUUCUCAUACGCGACAGCGAGUCAUCGCCCAACGACUUCUCGAUCUCGCUGAAGGCGGCGACGAAGAACAAGCACUUCAAGGUGCAGCUGAAGGACGGCCAGUACUGCAUCGGCCAGCGCAAGUUCGGCAGCAUGGAGGAGCUGGUGGAACACUACAAGAAGGCGCCCAUCUUCACCGGCGAGCACGGCGACAAACUCUACCUUGUCAAGGCCCUGGCCGCGUCCUGAUGGAACAGCACACACACACAAACACACACACACACCGCAUCCUGAAAUACACACACACACGUGGCCAUCUUCACCGGCGAGUACGGCGACAAACUUUACCUGGUCAAGGCCCUCGCCGCGUCCUGAUGGAACAGCACACAUACACACACACACACACCGCAUCCUGAAAUACACACCGCAUCCUGAAAUACACACAAACACAUGGCCAUCUUUACCGGCGAGCACGGCGAUAAACUUUACCUGCUCAAGGCCCUUGCCGCCUCCUGAUGGAACAACACACACACACACACACACACACACACACCGUCGUAUACACACACGCCACGUCCUGAUCGAGAAUUACACACACUCUAGUCCUGUACACAUAUACAUACAUACAUACAUACAUGCACGCACACACAAGCCCAUCUCCACCGGCGAGUAGACUACAGCCACAGGCCCUCGCUGCGUCCAUGCGUGCGCACACACACACGGAACACUUGUAUACACACGUAUACAUACACACACACACACACACACACAUACACGUAUACAUACACACGGCCAUCUUCACCGGCGAGUGCAGUGACAUACUCUACCUGGUCAAAGCCCUUGCUGCAUCCUGAUGGAGCAACACACACACAUGAACAUUUACACACACACACACACACACACACACACACACACACACACACACACACACACACACACACACACUCACUCGUAUACACACAUACAUACACAAGCAACCCAUCUUCACUGAGGAGCUCGGGGACAAAACUCUACCUGCGUCCUCAUGGAGCAAUACACUCAAGAACACACACACGCACACACACACACACACACACACACACACACACACACACACACACACACACACACACACACACACACACACACACACACACACACACACACACACACACACACAAAUGCAAACUCAACUUGGAGAGGAAGCUCACCAAUAUACACACUUAACAAAAAAAAAGAACAUAAGAAACUAUAUCUGAAGCAAGACUUUUGUGGGAAAGUAAAGAACAUUCCAAAUGAUGAGAGAAAGAGAGAGAGAGAGAGUAAGCAUGAGCGACAGAAGAGAGAAGAGGAGAGAAUGAAUGAAUGAAUGAAAGAAAGAAGGAAUCGAGUGCUGUUCAGUUUGUUUUUGAAGAGAAGAAGAGAAGAGAGAGCAGACGGUCUACGACUCGCUCCUAAUAGGCAUGGACAUAAUAAUGUAUUAUAUUAUAUUAUGUGUUUAGGUCAUAGGAUGCAAGCGUAUUGCAAAAAAGCCGUUAUGUCACCAUAUACUAGAUCUGCAUUUAGUUUAAUUUUGUUAAUAUAUAUUCUUUUUUUUUUCCUUUUCUUUUUUUUUGUGUUUUUAUUUUUUCGUUUUUCUUUUUAAAAAUGUGAUGUCUUUUUUUCAUGCUUUCCCCAUGGACUAACCGCCGAAGGGAGAUUUUUGGAUUUCGCAAUCAUUGGGAGGCCUGAAAAUGAAACUGAGAUGAAUUAUGACAUGACCACACACACACACACACACACACACACACACACACACACACACACACACACACACACACACACACACACACACACACACACACACACACACACACACACAGCUUAAAAGUACUACUUCUGUCAUUCUGCCAAGCUGCACAACGCAUACACCCACACACACACCCACACACCCACACCCACACACACACACACACACACACACACACACACACACACACACACACACACACACACACACACACACACACACACACACACACACACACUUUGGAAAUCACAUACACCAUACACACACCAACCAACUGCCAUGUGAUGUUUGUGGAGAAACUUUUGCUAUAAGUGCAAACACAAUAAAAACAGAAAUUGUAUCGAGA
Molecule: messenger RNA, 3334 nt
Organism: Engraulis encrasicolus (European anchovy)
Lineage: Eukaryota; Metazoa; Chordata; Actinopteri; Clupeiformes; Engraulidae
Gene: nck1b
Product: NCK adaptor protein 1b
Exons: 7
Coding region: 228-1469 (413 amino acids)
Biological process (GO): negative regulation of endoplasmic reticulum stress-induced eIF2 alpha phosphorylation; positive regulation of endoplasmic reticulum stress-induced intrinsic apoptotic signaling pathway; cell migration
Molecular function (GO): signaling adaptor activity; ephrin receptor binding; receptor tyrosine kinase binding
Source: RefSeq, a predicted model, not a curated record